AUGAAUCAAAUGGAUAUACUUGGAACUUGUUGUGCUUUACUCGGUUGUAUUUCGACAGUAGUAAACGACGUUUAUAUUCACUGUAAAAAUGCUAAAGAUAAUCGGGAAAAAUAUGAGAGAAUCAGUCAAAGAAUAGAAACAAACACAAGUCAAUUAAUGACUUUUUGUACUCGUUCAUUAAAGGGUGAUAAAAAUUUCAAUCCAAAUAACAUGCAUUUUGUUGAUAAUCUUCAACGUUAUUUAAAUGCAAUUGCAAAAGCAAAUAAGUAUAGUGAUAAAAUCAAAAAUCUUGAAAAAAUAUAUGAAAGAGCUUUGGGAGAUAUAAUUUUUACAAUCAAUAUGGAAAAUUACGAGUCAAAUGAAAAUUUAGGCAAUCAAGUACAAGAUACAAUUCGAAAG
Entrophospora candida is the source of this 399-nucleotide messenger RNA. Lineage: Eukaryota; Fungi; Glomeromycota; Glomeromycetes; Entrophosporales; Entrophosporaceae. The record is from the annotation of a GenBank genome assembly.